Molecule: messenger RNA, 6221 nt
Organism: Chlamydomonas reinhardtii
Lineage: Eukaryota; Viridiplantae; Chlorophyta; Chlorophyceae; Chlamydomonadales; Chlamydomonadaceae
Exons: 32
Coding region: 242-5374 (1710 amino acids)
Biological process (GO): DNA repair
Molecular function (GO): DNA polymerase binding
Source: RefSeq, a predicted model, not a curated record
CCCACGCACAAGCCAUUAAACUCAGGCACUGCACAGGCGUCGCGCCUGUCGCGUUUAGCACUUAAUAUGAAACAGGCGCAGCUGCGGACAGAUUGCACAAAGUCUAUGCAUUAAUUGAUAAGAUAUGCACCAGAUAUAUUCCUGAGGAAUUUGGCAGGCCUUGGAAAAAGCUGCGUUGCUCAGCAGGCUCAGCACCUGUGCAGCAUUUUCUCGCGCGCUGUAGUAUUCAGCGCUAAGAGCUAUGGAAAACCCUGUGGCCGCUGAGGUCAUCGCGGCCUUCCAGGAGGGUUCACAGGCUCAGCUGGGCGCGGUUGCAGCGAUUCUUGUACGCCCAGGGGCUGCGAGCCAGUUUGCGAGCUAUCUGAAAACAAAUGGCGCUUCCAAGGACGCCGCGAGGCUGGUGGACAAGUGUCUGCAGGCGCUGCGCCGCGGCACGGUCGUCAUCGCCGACGCCUUGCAGCAGCCCGGCGCCGCCGCUGCCCCGCACCCGCACCACGACGAGGACGCGGAGGCCGGCGAGGUGCUGCAGCGGCUGCGCGACGGCGCCAUCGCCGGCCUGUACCGGGCGGCGCUGGGGGUGAUGGGCGGUGACGGCGAGGACGCCGAGCUGGGCGGCUACCCGCACGUGCUGCUGGACCACCUGGACGCACUGGGCUUCCAGCCGCUGACGCUGGUGCUGUCGGACGUGUGUCGCGGCGUGGAGGCCCGCUCCCGCGGCGCGCCCCGCCUGCUGUCGCUGCUGCCCAAGGCGGCCGGGCUGCUGGUGGCGAAGGCGGCGCCGGAGGACGAGGCCGAGGAGGAGGCGAUGGAGGACAACGGGGCGGGCGCGGGGACGGCGGCGGGCCGCCGCGGGGGGCCGGGCGCGCCGUCGGCGGCAGCGCAGCACGUGGCCACGGCGCUGCACCGCCUGACGCACGCGGAGUGGGCGCCGGAGCACGCGGUGGCGAUCAUGGAUGCGCUCCGAGAAAUCAGGAUGACGCCGGCGCAGCAGCAGGCGGUGAUCACCAAAGCACUGUCGGUGUGCGGUGCCACCGCUGGUGGUGGCGGCGACGGCGGCGGCGACCUGGCUGCGCUGCCUGGGCUGCUGCGUCAGCUCAUGCGGCUGGCGGGGCCGGGGCACCGGGCCAUGGUGCUGCGGGGUGUGCUCGCGCUGUUCGACCGGCUGGAGGCAGCGCACCGCCGCGCCCCCGCUGCCGCCGCCGCCGCCGGCCCCGCCGCGGCCAUGGGGCCGCCCGCUGCAGCCGGCGCUGGUGGUCUGGUGGCGGCGGGCGGCAUCAGCGGUGCGCUGGCGGCGGUGGAGGGCACGGCGUUGGUGACACUGGCGGACGCGUUCAAGUACGACGGCGUGCUGGCCAAGGAGCUGAUAAAGCUGGUGGAGUGCUCCCCCUCCGCGCCCAGCCGCUUCUGCCUGCUGCUGCUGUUCACGCUGUCGCAGCAGCACAAGCAGGAGGGGCCCGUGCGGAACCUGCUCAAGCACCUUGUGUCGGCGGGAUUCCAGUGGGACGCCACGCGGGCCGCCAGCGCCUGGCUCAGCAGCCUGCCCGCACUGCCGCGCCCGGGCGGGCAGCAGCUGCGGGCGGCGCUGCUGGCGGCAGUCAGGACUAGCGGCGUGGGCGGCGAGGUGGUGGUGCCGGGCAUUGUGGCCCUGGGGGCGGCGCUGCUGGGGUGCUGCCCGCCCGCGGAGGCGCUGGCGCUGGUGCAGCGCAAUGAAGCGGCGCUGGCGGCGGCGGCGGCGGCACCGGGUGGCGGUGGCGGUGGCGGUGGCGCUGCCGCGGCUGCUGCAGCGGAGGCGGCGGCGGGUGGUCUGCAGGGCCGCGGCUCGGCGGGGCUACAGAGCGCGCUGCUGGGUAUUGAGCUGCUGCAGGCCGCCUUCGAGGCGCACGUGGAGGCACGCGGCCCCGUGCUACGGCUGUGCCAGGAGGCGCUGGGUGGUACGUCCGGCGGCGGCACGGCGGCUGCCGGCAGCGGCGGCGGCGGCGGCGAGGCGGCUCUGGCGGCGGUGCUGCUGCUUGGCAACCUGGUUGCGCGCUGCCCGGCGCUGCUGUACGAGCACACGCCCAAGCUCAAGGACGCGCUGCAGAGCUUCCUGCUGCUGCCCGCCCCCGUGGCGCUGGGGCUGCUGCUGGCGCUGUGGCCGCUGGCGGCCGGCACGGCCCGCGGCCCUCACAACCCUCACCUUCACGGUGGCGGUGGCGGUGGCGGGGGUGGCGGCGGCCGCCGCGACCUGCGCGACUACGCGGUGAUGCUGCUGCGCAAGGUCAUGUUCGCGCGGGAGGCCGCCAGCAGGCUGGUGGCUGUCCGCGGCUUCCUGUUCAUCCUGCUGCAGCAGCUGGAGGCGCAGGUGGCGGCGGCAGGCGGGGCGGCAGCAGGCGCCGCGGCGGGGCAGGACGAGGACGAGCGCCUGGAGGCGGCGGCGGCGGCCGCAGCGGCAGCGGCCGGCCCCAGCUUCAGCCAGGCGUCAGCCAGCCAGUCCUGCAUGAGCCAGAUGUCGGCUCUGGCCAGCGGCGGCGGCGUUAGCCUGCAGCACGAGCUGCAGGGCUUCCUGCGGCGGGCGCUGGGACAGCAGGCGGGGGUGCGGGCGGCGCUGUACGGCGGGCUGGGGCAGGUACUGGAGGUGGACGCGGGCUCGCGCGACAUCGUGUUGGAGCUGGUGGGGCCGCAGCUGCAGCGCUACCUGGCGCCGCCGCCCGCCAUGCCGCCGCUCAACACACGGCUGCUGGUCAGCGGCGGCAACAGCGGCAGUGGCGGCGGCUGCAACGAUGGCGGCGGCGGCUGUGUAUCGCUGUUGGAGCCGCUGCCGUCGCUGCUGGACGCCGCGCGCAAGCUGGUGUUCCUCAGCCGGGAGCCGGGCGAGGGGCCGGCCUGGCUGCAGGAGCAGGAGGGGGGCGGCGGCGAGGGCGAUGCCAUCAUGGUGGAUGAGGAGGAGGAGGAGGCGGGCGGCGAUGUGGCGGAUGACGCGUCCGUGCAGGCGCUGGUGCGCGGCUGGGACAGCUUCGCCCGGCGGCUGACGCGCUGCCACGCGGAACACUUUGACCUCAACACCGCCGCCGAGCUCAACCCGGGCACUGCCGCCGGGGCGGCGCGGCAGCUGCAGGCCGUGUGCCUGCUGGGCGCCAUCGAGGUGGUGAUGCAGGAGCUGGUGCACGUGGCCACUGGCCCGGGCGGCAACGACUCCGCUGCGGCCAGCGGCGACCGCCUGACGCGGCUGUUCGAGCUGCACUGCCGCAUACACGACCUGGCCAGGGAGGCCAAGGCCACGCCCGCAGGCGGCCGCGGCAAGAACGCCGCGGCAGCGACCGAGGCCGGCGGCGGCGGCGACAGCGCGCACGUGGGCUCCGACGGCGCCACCACCGCAGUGGGUGUGGUGGGGCCGGGCACCGGCACCGCGCCGCCCGGCGCAGCCGCCCCCGGGGCCCUGAAGCGGCCGCGCGAGCUGCUGUGCCCGGACCUGGUGCCCGCCGACGCGCGGCCGCCGGCGCUCAGCUGGGGCUGCCUGGGGCGGCUGUGCGGCGGCGUGCAGCGGGACGGCCUGGCGCACGACAUGCGCGACGAGCCGGGCGCAGGCCCGUCCGCCCACACCCGCCUGGCGCGCAGCCCCCUCUUCCGCGCCUUCGUGCUGCGCAGCUGCCACAACCGGCUGCGCGCCGCCGCCGGCGCCUCCUCCACCUCCUCAGCUGCCGCCUCGUCCUCAGGGGGCGCGCUGGCGGACGCGCUGGUGGCGUGCGCGCAGCGGCGGCAGGCGCGGCGGGCGCAGCGUGUGGAGGAGCGCAGUGGCGGCGGCAGCGGGUUAGGAGGCGGGGCAGGCCCCGCAGCAGCAGCCGGAGGUGGCGGGGCGCUGGAGGCGCCGUGGCAAAAGAUGGCGCAGCCGCUGGUGCUGUUGUGCCAGAUGCUGCUCAGCACCUGGACCGGCCCCACCAAGCGCCCGCCCGCGCCGCGCAAGGCCGGCGGAGGCGGGGGCCCUCAGGCGGAGGCGGAGGCGCGCGCGGCGCGGCGGGAGGCGGCGGCGGCGGACUCGCUUGCGGGCUUGGCGGUGGGCUGCCUGCGGGAGCUACUGGGCGGCGCGGCGGCGCUGGGCGGACUGAGGCUCGUGGCGUGGGUGCUGCGCGGGUUGCCCAUCCACUGCCAGGACACGCAGGCCCAGGUGGACGAGACCUUUCUGCCCCCGGCCGAGGUGGUGGUGGCGCGGCUGCCGCACUUCGCGGACAUGCUCACAGCGCUCAUGGGGGCGGGCAGCUUCAAGGAGGCCGCUGCGCUGGUGGAGGUGGUGGUGGGCCUGGCGCGGCUGCUGCCGCCGGCGGCGCAGCUGAGCGUCAGCGACGUGCUGUGGGAGCGCCUGCACCAGACGGAGCCGCGGGUCAAGUACGCGCCGCUGGUGCGCGCACUCUUGUCGGCGCACGUCGGCCUGCGAGGCUCGGAGGACGCGACUGCGCUCAAGGCCGUGGCGCUGAGUGUGCAGGCCAUCAUUGGGGCGGUGGGGGUGGCCACGCAGGAGGAGCCGUCCGCCCCCGGCGCGCUGCACCAGGAGACCGGGCAGUACGCGGCGCUGGAGGUGCUGCAGCUGCUGGGGCAGGGGCUGGCGCAGGCGGAGGAGGCGCUGGCGGCGGCGACACGCGUGGCGGCGGGAGGAGGCGGCAGCGGCGACGGCGAACCUGCGCCAUCAGGGUCAGGCGCGGGUGCCGGCGGCGCUACGGGCACUGGCCGCGGCGGGCGCGGCGGUGGCGGCAGCGGAGGCGGGCGGCCGGGCUCUGGUGCCGCCGCCAGCCGUGUGCUUGUGCAGCUGAGCGAGGCGGUGGGGCGGCGGCUGGUGCGGCUGCUGGACGUGCUGAACGUGGUGGUCAACACGCGACUGGCGUUCCCGCAGGUCCUGGAGGCACAGACGGAGGUGGUCAUCCGCGCCUUCAAGCUAUUGGGGGCGCUGGCCAAGAUCUACCUGCCGGCCAAGGGGGCUGCAGCUGCAAGCGCGCCGGCAGCGCCGCCCAUCAGCAAGACGUUCCAGGACCUGGUGGCGCAGGUGCACCGCGACCUCACGCCCUCCGUGUACGCCGCCAUGCACGACGACGUGGGUGUGGGCGCCACGGCCGCGGCAGCCGGCGCCGAGGGUGACGAGGCGGGAGGCGCCAGCAAGCAGCUGCGCGCCAAGGCCAAGCGCGACUCCAAGGCAUACUCGCAGCUAGUGUUUGCGCUGGAGGACUUUGAGAAGCAGCUGCUGGCCCUGGACAAGGUGUUCAAGUCCUCCGGCAUCAACCUGAUGAAGGGCGCGAAACGCUCCACGAACCGCGACUUCGCGUUCACCGGCGGCGCGGCCGGCGGCACCAGGCGGGGGGACACGACGGCGAUGGGAGGAGACCAGAUGGACCGGCACGAGGGGGCCUGAGUAGCAGCCAACGGCAGCAGGGGCCUACGUUCUGCAUGAGGUGCAUCCGUGAUUGCUGCCGGGUGUUAGUGGGUGAAGGUCCUUUCGAGGGCUUCCACAGUCGUGCGUUGGGGCAUGACAAGCGGCGGCAGCUGCGGAGGAUGGGAGGUCGGCUGGCGGUGGUGCCAUGUCAGCGGUGCACCCUGGGACUGGGAAUGCCUGUGCGUUGGGUGGUCAGGUGCCGUCAGUGUGUGGGAUCACAACAUACUCGGAUCCACAACACACUCAUAUGAAAGUUACAUGCUACCCCCACACGAGGGGGACAAGCCAAGUUACAAGCAUACAAGCACACAGAAACUGUCCAGUCCUAAGCCUGCUGCUCAUACCGGAUUACUGGUACAUGAUAAUGACGAGUGUUGCGGAACUAAUGCGUACGCAGACCAGAGCGGAAGGCGGAGUGGGCUUGCAGGCCACACGAGAGUAGUCAGUAGCGCAAAUUGUACAUGAAUCAUGAAUGCCGCAUGCGGCAAUGCUGUUGGGAAGAAUCAAGUGGAGGGUACACCCUUGCGUACGAGCAUGCCGCCGCCUGUGCUGUUUUGUCUAUGAAGGGCUUGCCAGCCGCCAACGUAGGUUACCGUUAAGUGGUUGCCCGUGCAAGGUCGUUAGCCGACGCGAGCCAACUUAUUGUGCGUUAGUUUGUGGCCCUGUGUAUAGAGCCAGAAUGCUUAUGUUGUCAUCAUCGAGAUGGCGCAGCGGAAGCGUGCGGGGCUCAUAACCCCGAGGUCCCAGGAUCGAAACCUGGUCUCGAUAUAUGAUCACCUCUCCAUAGCUCAGCUGGAAGAGCGAAGGACUGUAAUUGUUGAUACAU